Messenger RNA from Sporisorium graminicola, 3648 nucleotides. RefSeq lists its product as uncharacterized. The coding region runs from base 1 to 3648 and encodes 1215 amino acids. Lineage: Eukaryota; Fungi; Basidiomycota; Ustilaginomycetes; Ustilaginales; Ustilaginaceae. Gene Ontology annotation, molecular function: cysteine-type deubiquitinase activity. The transcript has a single exon. Gene Ontology annotation, biological process: protein deubiquitination. The record is from RefSeq and is a predicted model, not a curated record.
AUGCCCGCCGUGGUGGGUGCAGCCACUGCUUCAUCACCGCACUCCAAAUCCUCGUUUCUCUCCGCAAACCACCCGCUCAACCUUCGUAAACAGGCACAACCCAAACUCGACUCGAGCUUCAGCAUCAAAACCUACAUUGGUGCAGCAAAUGCCUUGCUCGAUAAGGCAAGAGCUGCAGAUGCACAAGAUCAGAUUGAAGUUGCUUUCGUCAAUUACCUUAAAGCUGCCAAUGUUGCUGCGUUCAUAGCGAAGCACGAUGAUUGGCCAAGGAUCUCGAAAGCACGCGGCUCGGUCUAUGCAGCCUACAACGAGCUCAUGAAGCAAGCGCCCGCCUUCAUCGAGCGAACAAAACGUCUCGAGUCUCAACUCGCCAUUCGAGAAGAGCGCAACGCAAAAGCCAAUGCGGAAGCAGCUGCAGAGCAGGCUCGCAAUGCGCUUCUUCAACGACAAGCGCAACCACCAGGCGAUUCCGCACUGCGCAGCGAAGCUCCCGCCAACUCCAACACCGCCACAACUGCCACCGACUCGGACGACGACCAUUCCGCUCAUGGCACAGAUGCUGAGCCCGUCGACCACCAUGCCACCGGUAGACGUACGGGCAGCUCCCUCGCGGAUCGUCUUCAGGCUCUCCGCAACUCGGCUGCGAGCGAUCCCGCAGAACUCCGCACUCGUGCCCGUUCCGACAGUGCCGGUUCCGCACCCGGUCUGCCAAGGUCUGGCGAUCUCGCUUCUCAUCUCGAAUCGCUUGCCGAGGACCAUACUGCCUUCUCCACUGACGACCUCAACCAAGCCUUGCCUGACGCAUCUUCUUCCAGCCAACCCAGCUUUCCCAACGUUCCAACCGCUUCCGAGUUCAACUCUUCCUACCCCACCAUCGACCAAUUCGAGAGCAGCAACUCCCAACAGCAUGCUUCCAACGGCGCUAGUGAUGCUUCCGGCUUCCCCACGUUACCCACCCACCCUGUUGGCAAGAUCAAGCGUCCACUCCCUGCACCACCCGCCGCCACUUCUACUGACGUAGCCCGCGAGUUUGCCCUCGCACGCGAUGUCCCCGAUCCAUUCGAUUCGUCGGCGAAGCCUGCACCCCAGCGUCAAAUAGACGGCUUGCCCAACCAGGAACCUCGCCGUUUCAGCCUACAGCAGCACAACUCGCGCCACUCGAGCAGCUCAGCAGUGCACACCUUGCAGCAACACGCCUCGGCAGCCAUACGCAGUUCGGCGUCCUCAGCCGGUGCUACCUUGAAUACCGCUGCUCCAACAGAACCACGUUCACUCAUGGUCGGCUCCAAGCCCUCUCUGCCCUUCAAGAACCACAUCUCGGUUGAAGAGCUCUUUGGUUUCCUCAACCCAGGCUUCGAAGAAUUCACUGACGGCCAGGGCAAUCGCAAGAUUGGCAAAAAGAUGGGCCUUGACGUCCUAUUGCUCGACGUCCGCAGCCGGGCCGAGUUUGAGGCUGGCCGCAUCCUUGGCGGCAAGACCGUCUGCAUCGAGCCCAUCACUCUUCGCGAAGGCAUGAGCUCCGCCGAUAUUGAGGAUAAGCUUGUCCUCUCGCCUCCCGAGGAGCAGUCGGCUUUCGCAUCGCGCAACCGUUUUGAUCUGGUGGUGCUCUACGAUCGCAACCUUCGCUCUCUCCGUAGCAGCCCGUCGGCCGACAAGAUCCCGCAAGAUCCCGCAGCCCAGGCUCGGAUGGACAUUCUCAUCCGCGCCAUCUACGAGAACGAGUUUACAAAGACCUUGUCGCAUCAGCCCGUCUUGCUCGUUGGUGGCUUCGAGAGGUGGGCUCAAAAGGCCGGAGACAAGCUGGUGCUGCGCAGCUCCAGCUCGACAAAUGGCAACGCACCCGCAUCGAGAAGCAGCAUCUCGUUCGAGCCGGGCACACGCUUUCCUACUGCCGAUGAUCCGAGCACACGUGCAGCCACGGCAGAACAAGCACGAGAGCAGGAGCUCAAGCGCGCUAGGCGACAGCAGCAAGUGUUUGCCGACGGUGCGGGCGCGCCAUCACCCUAUCGGCCACCCUCUGCGCCGACAUCGCCAUCAGCACCUUCUAGGGCAAGCGGCAUGCACCCUGGCGGCAUCUACCCUAGUCGAGCCACCACCAACGGCACCAGCUCUCCUUUUGCCGCAGCAUCUAUGGAUGGCAGCGGCUACAUGGCCCCGUCGCUCCCGGCACGUGCAUAUCAAGGUGCACCCUCGUUCCCCCCAGCCGCAGCCCAUCGUCCACCGUCUCGCUCCAACUCGUCCACCACCUUUGACUAUCCGCAGCUCAAGCCCAACUCGGUAUCAUCUGGCGCUGUCUCGCCGUACGGCUUGGCGGCAGCCCCUCAGCCACCGCCCAUGGCUGCAUCCACCGCAUCGCCUUCGGCAGCUACGAUGAAUCCACGCGAUCGCUCCCAUUCCGCAUCUACUCCCGCGCCGCUCGUCCCCGGCACUGGCUCGGCGGGCGGCAACGAUCCUUCCAAGAAGCAGGUCAUCGCGCCUGGCUAUGCGGGGCAUUUGAGCACGCAUUCGUCGCGCAUGUACGCCAGCCCUACCAAUGGACGAAGCGCCGACGAAAUCAAGAUCGGCCUUACGGGGCUCAAGAAUCUCGGCAACUCUUGCUACAUGAACUCAACCUUGCAGUGUCUCUCUGCUACAAUUCCUCUGGCGAGGUUCUUGCUCGACGGAUCGUACAAGCAGGCCAUCAACCGCACCAAUCCGUUAGGCACGCAAGGGCAGCUGGCGACCGCCCUGGCUGGACUGAUGCAUGUCAUGUGGGGGGAGAAGUACGCAUUUGUGUCUCCUGUCACGUUCCGCGAAGCCAUGGCUAGGUUUGCGCCUAGUUUCAGAGGGUACGACCAGCACGAUUCGCAAGAAUUCCUAGCAAUCUUGCUGGAUGGACUGCACGAGGAUCUCAACUACGUCGUCACGCGGCCUGCAGCAGUGGAGAUGACGCCGGAGAGGGAGAACGAGCUCGAGACGCUUCCGCAGCAGAUUGCGAGUGUCAAAGAGUGGUCGAUUUACCGCAUGCGCAACGACAGCUUGAUCGUCGACUGGUUCCAAGGGCAGUUCCGCAACAAGUUGACGUGCUUGACAUGUGGCAAAACGAGCACCACGUACGAAGCCUUUACUUAUCUCUCGUUGCCGGUGCCGCACGGGCGCGGGGUGGGCAAGGUGACGCUGCAGCAAUGUCUGGACGCGUUCGUGCGCGAAGAGGUACUCGACAAGGGGGAUAUGUGGAAUUGCCCUAGGUGCAAGAAACCGCGCAAAGCCACCAAGCGUUUGUCGAUUUCGCGUCUGCCUCAGAUCCUGCUGAUUCAUCUGAAGAGGUUUAGCUUCAAGGGACCGUUCACGGACAAGAUCGACACGAUGGUGACGUUCCCCACGGCUACAGCGCUGGAUCUGACGAAUUACAUGCCUCCGCCUCUGCCACCGGGAACGGUCAAGGCAGCCAGUGUGCCCGUCAGCCAGAGCCAGAUCCCGCCGUAUCUGUACGAUCUGUACGCGGUGACGCAUCAUUUUGGUAGUCUCAACACAGGCCACUACACGGCAACGGUCAGGAGCAAUAGGGAGUGGUGGUACUGCGACGACAGCAGGAUUGCCAGAGGCGACGAUAGACAGUUGCAUACCAAUUCGCCGUAUGUGCUGUGGUUCAGGAGGAGGCCUAAUUAG